UUAUCCGAUACAAUGGAUUUAGACAUGAUGAUGAUGCAUACAAGUAGUAGUAGUAGUAGUGGUGGCGUUGGCGGUAGUUCAACCACAACAGGAUCUAAAUCAUGGGGUAAAGCUGCUUCUUUAAAAUUAUCCAAUUCAUCAAACAACAACACCAACAACAAUAAUAACAGUAUGACUACAGGAUCCAAUUCUACAAUGGCUACAAUUGCUGCUUCAUUAACCGCUAAUAAUCAUCAUCAUUAUGACAAUUCAACAGGAUCACUUAACGCCAAUAACAACAAUGUGUAUUCUGAUUCAAAUAAACGUCGUGUUGGUCCAUCAUCUAGUCAGUUAUAUUUAGUACGAACUAUGUUAGAAUUAAUGAUUGAACAAGUCUCUUCAUCAAGUAAACAAUUAAUUCGAAAAGAUUUAGAUUCAACAACCCUAGCCACAAUUGAUACAUUUCUCAAACAUAGUUUCUAUUGGCCAUAUCUUUUAAAUUUUAGUGAAACUCUUAUCAAAUGUUGUGAUUUAUCACAAUUAUGGUAUCGUGAAUUUUUCUUAGAAAUGACUAAUGGUACUUGUAUACAAUUUCCAAUUGAAAUGAGUCUUCCAUGGAUAUUUACUAAUCAUAUUUUAGAAAUGGAACAUCCUGGUUACAUGGAAUACCUGUUAUAUAUGCUUGAUUUAUACAACGAUGCAGCACAAUGUGCAUUAAAUCGUUUUCGACGACAAUUUUUAUAUGAAGAAAUUGAAGCUGAGGCGAAUUUAGUUUUUGAUCAAUUAGUGUAUAAAUUAAGUGAUAAAUUAUUUCGACAUUAUAAAUGUUAUGCAGCAUCAAUUUUGUUGGAUAAACGAUUUCGUACUGAAGCACAACGUACUACUAUGUCAUGGCGUGAAUCAUCGUAUCCACCACCGAAUCGUUAUCAGCCGGCAUUGUUACAACAAAAUAAUAUUCAAUUACUUGGACGUUCUAUUGAUUUGAAUCGAUUAAUAUGUCAACGUAUGAAUAUAGCUAUCUAUAAAUCAAUUGAAGUAGCGAUAGCACGUUUUCAUAGUUCAGAUAUAACAGGAAUUAUUG
Messenger RNA from Schistosoma turkestanicum, 1060 nucleotides. Lineage: Eukaryota; Metazoa; Platyhelminthes; Trematoda; Strigeidida; Schistosomatidae. The record is from the annotation of a GenBank genome assembly.